This is a messenger RNA of Rubroshorea leprosula, 1263 nucleotides long. The record is from the annotation of a GenBank genome assembly. Lineage: Eukaryota; Viridiplantae; Streptophyta; Magnoliopsida; Malvales; Dipterocarpaceae.
GCUCUGGAGUUGGAGCUUCUGUUUUGCAAAUGGAGGAAACACUGAAGGUGUUGGACGCCUCACUUUCUCACAUCAAAUGGCGGCUUAAAGCUCCUUCUAAGCGUCGACUUGAAAUAGAUAUUCUAGCGUUGUGUACUGGAAUGAGGCCAGUUGUGAUGAUUGACUAUGGAGGAAAGAUGCCAGAAUUACAAGAGCAUCUGUGUGCACUUCUUCAUCACAUUCAAAAGGAGUCCACCAUUUUUGAACACCUAAGAGUAAUGGUUAUAGAAGACAUGAUUUAUUUGAUACAUGUGAAAGAACUGGCUGAAUAUGUGAGAUCGAGCUUGAACUCUGAAACAGAGCUUCUAUAUGUGGAUUUAGAACAGGACCCUCCAAAGAUGACGGCAAUGGAAGAGAAAAGCUCACUAGGAAUGCAGCUUAUGUCAAUUCAGAAGUUUUUCUCUUUAUCUUUUCCUCCCGAUAGAAUGAACAAUGAUCCAUUGCCACAGGACAGGAUAACUGACAUGCCUAACUCCAAAUCCUCCCUUGAACCCACCACUUCUCAUUCUUCAGAAGUUAUUGAUCUCAGUCGCUGCAUGCUUGAUAAUCAGGUUACUGUGCCAACUUUAAACGGAUGGCUUCUCGGAUAUCCAGUUGUGUACUUGUUUGGCAAGGACCAUAUUGAAGAGGCUAUAUACAAUCUUUCAACCAAAUCUCUUCGUAUCUACCAAAUAUUGGUGUGCAGGCAUGCUACUCCCAAUAAAGGGUCUCAGCCUGAAGAACUAAUGAGUUUCUCAGUGCCGUAUGAUCUGAGCAUGGGAGGGAACAAAGAACCAUGGGCGGUGAAGUUCCUGGCCAGCAUGCACUCAAAGUGGGAGAAAUGCAAGCAUACUUGGAGAUCCUUGAAGAUGGAGGUUGCCGAAUGCUAUCCGCAGGCCAUUGUCUUGUAGCAAUGGUCAACACUGAUACUUUCAAAUUUCAACCCUAGCUCCCCACCGUUCCUUCAUGCUUAGAAGUGUUGAAAGACCAAAAGCGUUGGUACCUAUGGUAAAACCAUAUUUGGAGGGCCUAUCACCCAUGACAAGUUGUAAUGAAGAUUAAAAUAAGCCCAAGGAUGGAAAACAGUAGUAGGUAGAUGGCAUUCUCUUAAAAGGGUGUCAGACUGUCAGCACAUCACUCUUUCUUUUUUUCUUUUUUUUCUUUUUUGACCCGAACAAUGCAUCGCUUUGUUAAUAGCAAAAUUAUUUUUAUUUUAGCCUUAAAAAGUAAAAUCCCAUUUUUUGG